Acaulospora morrowiae is the source of this 738-nucleotide messenger RNA. Lineage: Eukaryota; Fungi; Glomeromycota; Glomeromycetes; Diversisporales; Acaulosporaceae. The record is from the annotation of a GenBank genome assembly.
AUGGAUGACAUACAUAUAGGUAAAAAAGAUCUAAGCUUCGGAAAAUACAUAGACUUUGUUUUGUUGUUGGUCAACGAAGAAUGGUCGGUAAUCAAAGGGAAGUCAAAUCUGUAUACCAGAACCGGCGAUAAGGGCACUUCUUCUCUUUAUAACGGGGAAAGAAGAUCGAAACAUGAUGAUAUUUUUCACGCGUUAGGAACCGUGGAUGAAUUGAGUUCUAGCAUUGGGAUCGCUCGUCACUAUUGUAUUAGAGACGAUAACGGAUUAUCCGAGAAUCUGAAGGAGAUACAGUGCAAAUUGAUUGAGGUUGGGUCCAAUAUUGCCACUCCGCGAAAUUCAUCAAAUGAGAAUAAAUUGUCGUACACUUCAUUUGACGAGGAAAACGUAACAAUUCUGGAAUCUUGGAUAGAUCAUCUCGACUCUAAACUUCCCCCUUUAAAGAAUUUCAUUCUCCCUUCCGGUGGUGAAAGCGCGGUGUUCUUGCAUCAAUGUCGUUCGGUCUGUCGCAGAGCCGAACGCGUCACGGUGCCGUUGGUAGAAAGCGGUAUCGCUGAGAGUACCGUUGGAAAAUAUUUGAAUAGGAAUGAUGUUGCUAUUAUCGUUAGAUUAAGCGAUUAUUUCUUCGUCGCAGCAAGGUAUGCUGCCAUGUCCGGCGGUUUCUCCGAAAGUUUCUAUAAGCACGGGAGGGAGAAUCGAUUAGGCGAAUUAGUGACAAGGAAUCUGAAAAGUAGCGAUUAG